AUUUUGUUCAUUAAAUAUAUGUUGAUCGGAGAUUCAAAAUUGGCGGUGCUAAAUUCGGUAACCGACGCUUCUUUUCAUGCACAAUUCAUUCUUCUACUUAGUUGACCGCCCGCCUAUAAAAUUCUCUUAUUCUCAAACCAUCCAGUCCUUCCUCAACUCUCCUUAAGUUCCCUUUGUCUUCUUGUCUAGAUCCCCCGUCCCCUAGUACACUCCAGAAACAAAUAGCAUAAUGAAGUUCGCGUCAGUCCUUGCUCUCGCCGCAGCCGCCUCUGUAGUAAGCGCGGAGACUAACGGUGAAAGAAUGGCGCGUGGCCUCCCCCCCAUGGCCCCCGCUCGUCGCGCUACACCAGUUGCCGCCGCCAAGCGCACCUCUCCUUCGGGCUCUGGCCAGUGCAACACUGGCUCUAUCCAGUGUUGCGAGUCCACCGCAAAGUCUGGCCACAGUAACAUCCUCGAUGAGCUGUUGGAACUCUUGCACAUCCACAUCCCUGUCGGUACCACUUGUGGUAUGAGUUGCUCCCCCAUCAGCGUUGUUGGGGGUGGCUCCGGCGCCCACUGCAACCAAGAACCUGUUUGUUGCGAGAACAACUCUUACAACGGCCUCGUGAACAUCGGUUGCUCUCCCAUCAACAUCUAGGGAACAAUCACCU
This is a messenger RNA of Suillus clintonianus, 650 nucleotides long. Its product is annotated as hydrophobin. Gene Ontology annotation, molecular function: structural constituent of cell wall. NCBI's taxonomy places the organism in Eukaryota, Fungi, Basidiomycota, Agaricomycetes, Boletales, Suillaceae. Bases 230 to 637 code for a protein of 135 amino acids. The record is from RefSeq and is a predicted model, not a curated record. Gene Ontology annotation, cellular component: fungal-type cell wall. The transcript has 4 exons.